Messenger RNA from Moneuplotes crassus, 1680 nucleotides. NCBI's taxonomy places the organism in Eukaryota, Ciliophora, Spirotrichea, Euplotida, Euplotidae. The record is from the annotation of a GenBank genome assembly.
AUGGAUACGUCUGAGAGAGGGGAUUAUCAUUUGUUAGAAGAGAGUAAGAGAGAGGAUAGUGAAAGCAGAGAAGACUUAGAGAUAGAGAAUCGGAAAAUUAGAGAUUAUGAGGAAGAUAAGAGAAAUAUUUUCUGGAAAUAUCAAAAGAAUAAUAUCUGUUCUAAUUCUCAUGAUAAUUAUAAUGAGCUAUGUUUAAAAAUAAAUGAAGAACUAUACCAGAUUGAAAAGAAAUUUGGAAAUGCAAGAUUCCAUGAUAAUUUGGAAAAUGCUUAUAAUUCCUUGGAUCAGAUAUAUCAAAUCGAAGAUUGUUUACUAAAAAAUAAUCUUUUUCGGAAGAUUAUCUCAGCAAAGAAUCAAAAACUAUUCCAAACGAUAGAAAACAAUCAUGAAAACAUGCCUGUUUUUAAGGGACCCAAUUUAAGAGGAAAACUAGGAGAUCAAUGUGCAAGAAAAUAGAAAAUUGGUGAAUACUUUUCACGCCAUAGAAAAUGAAGAACCAAAUGGGCAAACUCAAAUGAACAGUAACCUCAAAGAUGAAGAGUAUUCUUUUGAAAAAGUAGUUUGAGAAAAAUCUUAUGGUCUCAUCUAUCUCAAUGAAGCAAUUGACGACAUCUUAUUAUUUGCUAACGAUAAUGAUCCUCAAGGAUUACAAUUUGAUGAUAAACUUGAUCAGUGAGACUCUUUUUUCGAGAAUUAUAAGGAAAGGCUAAGAAAUUCAUAUGGGCAUCAUUCUGAUCAGCUAGAAAAAUUAUUUCUAGCAUUUUGAAGCAAAUUUAAAAAUCAAUACAGAAAGGAAAUUUUGAAUAUAAAUAAAGCUAAUGAAGAAGAAAUCAACUCUUUAGAAGCAGAAAUUAAAGCUCUAAAAGAAGAUAACAGAGUCAAAAAUGCUAAAAUUAACCUAAUGCAAAUAGAAAGAGACAAUGCUGCCAAAGAGUAUCAAUUUUUACGCAUGAAGUUUACUAAUGAGAUUAUGACAUACUCAAUCGAAGAACUAAAUAGUCUCUCAUCAGAAAUCCUCAAUAAGGAUAUUUAUAAUGAAAAUGAUCCUCAAAUUGAGCUGAAGCUCAAAGAUCCAAGAUAUUUGGAGUUCCUUAGAGCAAUUGAUAAGAGAAUACCUGAUGCCACAAGAUUGUAUAUUGAUUAUAUUCCGAACAAUCAUGAAGAUGUUAAAUAUUACUUGGAGUAUUACUUCCCAGAGAAAGUUGAAGGAAUAUCUUUUAACUAUGGAUCAAAUGAAACUCUUCUACUUGACAAUUAUGUCAAAGAAUUAGUGUCAAUCGCUCCAAAGGUGCAAAAGCAUAUGGAACUCCAUAAUUUUGUAAUGAGCCAAGAUGAUCUGAUGGCACUACUUCCGAGUAUAAAGCAUCUGACCUGGCUUUCUCUGAAAAAUGGUAAAUUAAGCGUUCCUUCAGUUCCUGAUUUCGGAUAUAUUCUUGAUGGAAGCAAGUUAACAGGACUCUCUUUAUCUUACUUAAACAAGAAUUUCUUUGCCAAUCAAGGAAGAGAUUCUUCAGAGUUUGAAAACUUAAUCGAAGGCCUCUCUAAGUCGGGAGACUUUAAGUCAAAUCUAGAAACUAUUUUGGUACAUCAAUGUGGAAGAUCAAAGAAAGAAAUCCAAGAUAUUUUAUCCAGACAUGGAUUUGAGAAGGUUUAUGUUGUUGAAAUAUAAAAAGUUUGAUU